UUCAAAGUACAGCGUACACACUACACUCUUCAAUUAAGCUUAAACACUUUCGGUGUUUGUUAAUCCGUAAAAAUAUCAAAAGUAAAGUAUGUUGUUUUUUUUAUUUCAGUUUUGUGACAAAAUCAAGAUUGUACUUUAAACUAAAGCUUUAGAUUAGAUAAAUAUUAAUUCCAAAAAUGAACAUUUUGAAGAGUCCCGUGUUUCGAGUAUUCUUCUUUAUAAAUUACAUUUACUGCGAAAAAUUUAACCUAUAUGGAGAGGCAGGACAGGCCUAUGCAUUACUUAUUAACAUAGGACAUCCUCCUCAGAAGCUUCACGUUUUAGUUGAUACAGGAAGUGCAACUUUAGCAAUUGCUGCAUAUGCAAGAAAAGACAGUAACAUUUACUUUCAUAAAGAAAAUUCAACAAGCUUAUAUAACAGCGGUAAAGAGGUGCAAGCAAAGUAUUCCCAAGGAACAUGGUCUGGAACACUCGCUUCAGACUUCAUACAAUUCCCCUCAUUGCCAGCAGUACCAGAAGUGAGAAGUGAUUUGGCUCUCAUCACAAAAAGUUAUAAAUUCUUCAUGAAUGGAUCUGGGUGGCAGGGUCUGCUGGGUCUGGCGUAUCUGCCGGUGGCCGCGUGGGGCGACAGCGUGGUGGUGGGCUCGUGGCUCGACUUCGCGGAGAAAGUCGACGGGAGGCCUCUGGCCUUCGAGCUGACGCUGUGCGGCUCGACGAGUCCGGUCAACGCCACUCACUAUGGGAACUUGAGAAUGUUCGCCGACCGAAACGCGUCCGAGGCCGGCGAAUACAUUUUCCGAACGCCGAUAUUGAGGAAGCGCUGGUACGAGAUCGGCGUCCUGGCGAUCCGGGUCUCGAAUUCGACCGAAGACAGGGAGCGGGCCGCCAACGGAACGAGAUCGACCGCCGUCGACCUCGACGAGUGUCGCCUGAUCAACGCCGAGAAGAGCAUCGUCGACAGCGGCACCACCGGCAUCCGGAUGCCCGACGCCGUCUUCCGGCGGGUGAGCCUCUCGCCUUCGCGACUGUCGCGCUUCGCCUCUCGCUUAACAUUGUGUCGCUCCGCAGGUGGUGGGCGAGCUGAGGAGUUCGGCCCGGACGUCGAGCACGCUCGUCUUGGACGAGUUCUGGUACCACGGGGAGGCCGCCUGCUGGCCCGAGCCCCAGGAGUGGAACCUGCCCUCGCUGGCCGUCGACAUCCUCAGCUCGGAGGCCGACGACCGGUUCUUCACCCUCGAGAUCCCGGCUCAGAGCUUCAUGCGCGUGAUCAGCGCCCGCAACAAGUCGGCGUCGAGCGGCUCCGUGUCGGAGUUCUGCUACAAGCUGGGGCUGGAGGCCGCCCCGGGCACGGUGCUGGGCUACACGGCCAUGGAGGGUCUGCAGGUUCUCUUCGACAGGUCCGGCGGCUGGAUCGGCUGGAGAGAGUCGUCCUGCGGGCCCGCGGCCCGGACGUCCGGUCCGUGGAACGCGUCCGGGUCCCUGCUGAGCUCCUGCGGCCUCGACCGAUCUCUGCCGGACGUCAACGUCUCGAUAAAGGCCGCGCAGUGGACCCUCUGCGCCGUCUCCGUCGUCGCGGGCGCGGUGCUGGUCUAUCUCUUGGCUCCCUGCAUCAAGAUGUUCCCGGUGCGACGCCUGCCCCGGUCCCAGCAGAUUUCGCUGUCCCAAGCGGCCUUGGUCGACCGGGAGGCGUAGGAUUUCGUUCCGAGAAUGGUCAUGGUCGCCGCCAUGGUCCCAUUGGGCCAGAGGCCGGGUCUUUUGGACGAUGAAAUACAAAUGGGACCCUAUUUAAGGAUAAAAACGGAACAACUGAUUAGGCAAAGAUAUUUUAUGUAUCCAUAGAAAUGUGACCGCUAAAUCUUUACAUUUCACAGACACCUAUAUUCAAAUAGCAAAAUAUCUGCAUUGCGUGUGUGUGCGUGUGUAAUGAAUAUAGUUAACUCAAUUUUACCUUAUCUUGGUCAACCGUAUCUUGGACCAAAUUAAUCAAUUAGAUUUAAUUAACGAAUUUUUAUAUUUCAGGACUUUGGUUUUAGAAUAUGCAACGUAUUGUAGGACUCCGUCUAGUUUUAUUGUGUGUUUAAUCAAAGGUAAUUGUGUGAUAACAGUUUUGUGAUAAUUUUAGAUAAUUUUAAGAUUUUAAUUAUUAUUAGAAAUAACACCUUUCAGUAUUUUAAAUAAUUCUAGCUGUACAUUAGGAAAGCCUCUUCUACGUAUGUGCGAAUGUGAGUUUAAGACAAUUUACCCUCGGUGCCAUCUACUGGGACAUUGGACCGGCCCACUUUGGUUUAUUGCCUCAACGCAUUGCUUCUAUACCAUUGGAGUAGUCGACACAAUGUGGAAACCCUUAGCCCUUCCGAUGUCGGCGAGAACUCAAAAAACAUGUCCCGUUGAAUACGAUGAGAUCGUUGCAGGGGACAAAUUGAUCAAUUAUCAACAAAAACCUAAAAAUAUACAUUAAUAAAUAAAGUUUUUGAGUCCAAAAACUACCGACCGGUUUAAGUGGCGCAAUUAAAAAUGUCUUUAAAUUGUUUUCCAUUUGCGAAACUUAAUGUCGGAAACAUAUUGAUUAACAACUUUGAUGAUAAGCUUGGUAGAGCUCCCGAUGUUUUCUUUCUAGUUUAUUGAAAACUAGAAAAACAAACAAAACAUUAAAAUAUAUUUCCCGAAGAUUUAUCAAGACAUCUUGCCAACGAACGUAGUUUCUCCGGCGUUCGGAAAGGUUUGUUAUUAAUAUUUCGAUGCACCGGUAGCACAACGUAACGUACUCAAAAUAUUUCCUUAAUUAGAUAGAAAUGAAUAUCACACUUGGCAAAACAUUCCGAUUGUCUUGAAUCGUCCCAUAAUGAUAAAGCAUUGGUGCGUUCGUGACGACUAGUCAUAUUGUGGAUAUUUUCGAUGUUUAGUUUUGAAGUAUUUUAUAAGUUUAGUUUAAACAUGUAUCAUUUAUAAAACAGUGUAUUUAAUUUAAACAUUUAUUAUCAAACUGUAAUAUUUUUGGAAUCUCUUAAUGUACGAAAGUUCAACUUAGACUUGCCCCAUUCAAAAUGUAGCACUUAUAAAAUAUAAUGCGGCCUUGUAGUGUUAGUUUGGAAUUCGACGAAUGGUGCUAAUUUUGCCAAAAAGAUUACACAAGUAGACUUUGAAGAGUUUUGUUGCAAAUGAAGAAUGAAAAAGAUUUAGAAAACCCAACAAAAGUUUACAGCAUAAACGCGCCUAAAGCUAGCAAAUGUAUGAUUUCACCCGCGCGUCUCUCUCCGUCCGCUUUAGUCACAAACCAAUCACCGCGGCUCGCGUCUACUGCAUACAAUUAUUAGAUAAAAUAUUAGGUACUAUGUGGUUUUAUUAACAUCCAAACCGGCUUGCUCGUGCCUAAGUGUAUUUUUUUGUAAUACCAACCGAAUUAUAAGCUGUUAAUGCAAAAUAAACUUAUUUUUUUGCCAUAGUAUUAUGUAUUAGGGUAUGAUUGGUGUCAAAUGUCUUAUAAAUAAUACAUUAUUCAGAAAAGUUGCACGUAAAACACGUCUCGUUAGUUAUAGAACUUUGGAGAUAUCUAUAUAAUCAAUAUUAGAAAAAAUAUGAUAAAUACAUAUUAUAUAAACUAUUAUUUCGAUAAAGAUCACUAUUUAUGUGUUUAUAAAGAUUUUUCUUAGGUAUCGUAAUAUUUUUAUCCUUUUAUUUUUUUUAAUAUCGGCAGUAGUAGUUUUUUUAAAACAGGAAUAAACUUUCAUGGAAUCAUUCGUUUAGUUUUUGGUAAUGGUUUUUCUUUUCUUCGGCAUAAUAUAUAAUAUGUCUAACGCUGGCGCAAAAAACUUUGUGUUCUCGUCUCAAUGGAGCGAGGGUGACUGACUGGUGAAAGAAAUGCAUGUUAAGUUUGCGUAAGCCAAGACGGAAAAUACAGUGUCCGCGGAACAUUAAGGACGUAAGCGCCUAAUGCUUUUUAUUUAAAUGACUCGUAAAAUAUACAAUAUUAAAAAAAAUCACUCAACAGGUCUCGGCCAAACUAAUGGGAUACAAUUCAAUACAUUUUUUAUUUCUUAAUACUCGCUAUAAACGAUUUUUUUUUAAAUGAAAUUAGAUAAAGUAAGAGAUGACAUUGUGAUUUCUGUUAUCGAGGAAUUUAUAUUAAAUUGUGUUUUUGGUCAGUGUCAAGCAUUGAAUUUGGAGUAUAGAAUCAAGAAAUAUUUCUAUUAUUUAUGAUUCAAAUAUCACAUACUUAUAGAUAAAGCGAGAUGUUCGAUUAGGGAUUUUGGUUAGCGCCAACUCUCAAGAUCAAAAUUAGCACCAAUCGAUCAGAAGACAGAAAGUGUACAUAUUUUUUAGAACUUCUAAUCGGGUACUAGGAAAUUACUCUCAAAGAGUCAAAUUGUAGUUUUUAGAUAGAAAUCAUAGAUAAUUGAGUAUUUUUAGAUAAAGUUAUUUGUAAGAGACGUUUAGAAUUUUACCUAACUACGGCGGCACUUAUAUUAUUGUAACAGUAAAAUAUUUUUAUCCGUAAUACAAUUUAAAUUCUCUUAUUUAAAUGUUAAAUAGUCUAAACAUAAAUUACUUGACUAGCUCCAGGUUAUUCGAAUUUAACAAUUUUGAUCAACGAAGUCUCAACACUUAUCAUAUUUAUAUAUAAAAAUAAAAUAUAUAUACUAAAAAAGUUUAAUUAAUGAAAACGCGGAUCAAGUAUUUAUACAUAUUAGGUUUUUAUUGAAGUGUAUUAGUUUGAAUAUCUAUCCUGGUUUGAAAGUUUUAGUGACUGUUUUAUUUAAAAGUUUGUAGGACGUAUUUGGAAUUGUCAACAAACAUUCUUAGACAAUAUUUUAAUAUUUUAUCUUUAUUGUUCGUUGACAGGUGGCAUUGUUGUUGACAUAACACAUUAAAAUAAUGGAUAUGCAUUAUUUUUUUUUUAAGCAUAAUGGUCGGCUUGGAGCAAUUAUAAUUGAUAAUUAUUAAUGCAUUGUAAGGUCAACCAGAAUAUAUCCAUUCUUAUACAACACUUUUUGUCUAUUCUCUGUAAAAAGUGCCAAAUUCGUAAUUCUAUACUAUUAUUUAAUAAUAAUUAGAAAGAUUAUAUCUUAUUUCUGUGCAUUAUGGUAAUCUAAAUGUUCAAAGGGAGGUUCCCGAAUCUAAUGUAUCCGGAGAGAUCUUUGGUACUUAAAAUGUUAGUUAAGGAAACGGUAAACGCCUUUUGUGUUUGUAACGAUAGGACGAGAAGAAUAAAGGCAAAGUGGUCAUGAAUUUAUGUCAUAAAACUUUAUAAAUAAAGAUUUUGUCGUACAAA
Messenger RNA from Pieris rapae (cabbage white), 5269 nucleotides. RefSeq names its product beta-secretase 1. NCBI's taxonomy places the organism in Eukaryota, Metazoa, Arthropoda, Insecta, Lepidoptera, Pieridae. The transcript is spliced from 8 exons. The record is from RefSeq and is a predicted model, not a curated record. Gene Ontology annotation, molecular function: aspartic-type endopeptidase activity. Gene Ontology annotation, cellular component: endosome; membrane; trans-Golgi network. Gene Ontology annotation, biological process: membrane protein ectodomain proteolysis; amyloid-beta metabolic process. The coding region runs from base 177 to 1766 and encodes 529 amino acids.